Suricata suricatta (meerkat) is the source of this 556-nucleotide messenger RNA. RefSeq names its product presequence translocase associated motor 16 (gene PAM16). Gene Ontology annotation, biological process: protein import into mitochondrial matrix. The transcript is spliced from 5 exons. The record is from RefSeq and is a predicted model, not a curated record. Lineage: Eukaryota; Metazoa; Chordata; Mammalia; Carnivora; Herpestidae. Bases 107 to 484 code for a protein of 125 amino acids. Gene Ontology annotation, cellular component: TIM23 mitochondrial import inner membrane translocase complex.
UCACGCACGCGCCCUCUCUUUUGACCUCUGACCCGCCGGCCAACCUUGAGCUGGGGCCGUGGGGCCAGGAAGCAGGAGACCGCGACCCCGAAGCAGAGCGGCCACCAUGGCCAAAUACCUGGCCCAGAUCAUUGUGAUGGGGGUGCAGGUGGUGGGCAGGGCCUUUGCCCGAGCCCUGCGGCAGGAGUUUGCAGCCAGCCGGGCAGCAGCUGACGCUCGGGGACGUGCUGGACACCAGUCUGCAGCUGCCUCCAACCUGUCUGGCCUCAGCCUCCAGGAGGCCCAGCAGAUUCUCAAUGUCUCCAAGCUGAGCCCCGAGGAGAUCCAGAAGAACUACGAACACCUGUUCAAGGUGAACGACAAAUCCGUGGGCGGCUCCUUCUACCUGCAGUCCAAGGUGGUCCGAGCCAGGGAGCGUCUGCAGGAGGAGCUCAGAAUCCAGGCCCAGGAGAACAGAGAGAAGGAGCAGACGCCCAAAACGUGACUGUUUGGCCCCUCCUCCUGACCCUGCCCACCUCCUCUAAUUUAUAGCUUGGUAAUAAAUGUCUUUUCCGCA